Messenger RNA from Pseudophryne corroboree (corroboree frog), 530 nucleotides. Its product is annotated as avidin-like. The transcript is spliced from 4 exons. Lineage: Eukaryota; Metazoa; Chordata; Amphibia; Anura; Myobatrachidae. The record is from RefSeq and is a predicted model, not a curated record. Bases 43 to 501 code for a protein of 152 amino acids. Gene Ontology annotation, molecular function: biotin binding.
CCAGGUGUCCUGCUGAGGAGGAGAUCUACAACUAAAUUAAGAAUGUUUUUGGUAGGAGGUCAAGGGGCUGUUUUAGUUAUGUUUGUGCUGAGUAGUUACUGCAGUGCUGUGCAGGGGGCACACUGCAAUGUGACUGGUGUGUGGGUAAAUACCCUGGGAUCCAUUCUCUCCCUUCAUGCAGAAGGUCUUCACCUCAGUGGCUCUCUGCGCACAUCUGUGGAGGUAUCCCAUGGAGGUGCAGGCGAUGAGAUGACUGGGCAGUUGGUGGGAGUUCUAGGACGAGGGACCCAAGCAACCUUCACCAUGUCUGUGAGAUGGAGUGGAGGUUCUGUCACUGCUUGGGUUGGCCAGUGUUUCCAGACAUGGAAGUGCCCUGUCCUGAGAACCAUGUGGUUGUUGAGAUCUGAGGCUACAGUAGAAGAAGAUAACUGGAAAGCCACCAGGAUCGGGGAAGACCUCUUUUACCCACAGAAGACAUGCCAUGAACAUAAACUUGUAUAAGACUGAAAUAAAAACAAAACCAAACUGAA